AUGGAAACUUCGGUCGAGGAUGUUGUUAGCAGAUCCGACAGCCAAAAUGAAGCUCAAUGCGAAACGCACUCUUUAGUUGGAGAAGAUGAGGAAUUAUCUCAUAUUAUCCCGGAGAAGAUUAUAGAGGACGAGAAGGACAUUAUUAAAGAAUUGAGUCCUCUUUAUCUUCCAAAAAAAUAUGUUAUGCUUCCUGACGACUUUGAGGGAUGGGACUUCCCUCCCUCAUACAAAGAAAAUACCGAAAAGGAAAGCAGGCUUUUAUUUUAUUGCGAAAACUUUAGCCGACAAUAUGCUUAUUUGUGUCGCGAUCGCACGCGACUAUUCCUUACUCCAUUUAACGAAUGUGGAAUAGAAAAAUUCGUCUGUACCACCAUACAACCAACUAGAUUGCCCUUCAGCGAACUUUAUUCUUGGCAAGGGGCAGGCAGAUUCGUAUCCGAUUUUUUAGAUUUUGUUCCUCUUUUGCCAUCUACUGAGCUUCCUAGACGACUUCUCAGCCCAGAUACCUGCAUGAAGCUGCAAAAGGGAACUUGUUUUGAGUAUGCAACACUACUUUGUUCUUUGCUAUUGGGAGUUGGUUAUGACGCCUACGUUGUUUGCGGCUAUGCAACAAGGGAAACAUGCUACAUGGACGAGUCCAGCAAAAUAUGCCCACUAUUGGCGAGGGAUAAAGUUGUGAUGCUAACAGCAGAAGAAAGUGAAAUAAAAAAAUAUAGUGUUAAACCACCUAAAGACUUGGUAUCUAAAUAUAAAUUAAUGCUAGAAGCCCGAGCUAUUGAAAAAGAAAAAAGUAUAGAGGAAGAUAAAGCAAAUGCCCUAAUACUAGAAGAGCAAGAAAGAGAUAAACCUCUCCCAGAUCCUCUUUAUGGUUUACGAGUUCACGCAUGGAUUUUAGUACUCCCCGGGCGCCGUGAAAUCGGAGAGGCAAAGUCUUUGGAACAAUGA
Molecule: messenger RNA, 945 nt
Organism: Protopolystoma xenopodis
Lineage: Eukaryota; Metazoa; Platyhelminthes; Monogenea; Polystomatidea; Polystomatidae
Source: the annotation of a GenBank genome assembly